AUGUCGUUGCCGUCAACACCGCCGGCUGGUGCGUUGCCGUUCGCAGCCUACCCCCCGGAAAUCGUCACCGUGCAGCGGUUGGGUCAGCACCUGGGUAACCAAGUGCAGGCAGCUGUCCACGAACAAUCCGCGCGGCUGGACGACAAGGUGCACCUGCACCAUCAACAACAGCUGCAUUCUCAGCAGAAAAUGGAAAUGAACAAUCGGCUGAUGGCUGAGCUAGAGGAUCAGCGCCGUCGACAAGAAGUCCUCGUCGAGCAGCUGAAUGCACAGAAGAAGCAAACUAAGGCCCACGAGCAAGGUCUGCACCAAGCUGCCGCCGCGUCUGUCAAGCACGGUGAGCAGCUGGAAGAGAUGCGACGUCGGACGAGCGCCCGUUGGCAUGCCUUCUCGGCGACUCUGGUGCCGGCUAUUGCAGCGCCCACGACUUCCCCCGCGGUCGCGGGCGUCUAA
This is a messenger RNA of Aphanomyces astaci, 453 nucleotides long. RefSeq lists its product as hypothetical. The record is from RefSeq and is a predicted model, not a curated record. NCBI's taxonomy places the organism in Eukaryota, Oomycota, Saprolegniomycetes, Saprolegniales, Verrucalvaceae. The coding region runs from base 1 to 453 and encodes 150 amino acids. The transcript has 2 exons.